This is a messenger RNA of Anopheles maculipalpis, 1659 nucleotides long. RefSeq names its product U4/U6.U5 tri-snRNP-associated protein 2 (gene Usp39). Gene Ontology annotation, biological process: protein deubiquitination; spliceosomal complex assembly; mRNA processing. The transcript is spliced from 3 exons. Gene Ontology annotation, molecular function: cysteine-type deubiquitinase activity; zinc ion binding. Lineage: Eukaryota; Metazoa; Arthropoda; Insecta; Diptera; Culicidae. The record is from RefSeq and is a predicted model, not a curated record. Bases 127 to 1659 code for a protein of 510 amino acids.
ACGUUCCGUGUCGGCUUGUUGUGACAGCUUCGAUGCGGGAAAAAUACUUGUUUUCUUGCAAGCUUUAGCAUAAUUUCGUUUCCUCCACGCCAGAAAGUGUAUUUUUCCCUUUUUAUUAAGAUAAAAAUGGCUCCAGCAAAGGAAAACGAUUCUCAACGAGAUCAGCAAGGUGUUCCACCGACUAAGAAACCGAAAUUGGAAGAUGUUCUCGAUGAGGAUGGUGGAAACAGUGGACAACAAGUGGCUGUGAAACGGAGGCAAACCGUCACAGAUCGUUCGAAGCAGUGUCCCUAUCUGGACACUAUCAACCGGCAUCUGCUCGAUUUCGAUUUCGAGAAGCUAUGUUCCGUUUCGCUGACCCGCAUCAACGUUUACGCGUGUCUAGUGUGUGGCAAAUAUUUCCAGGGCCGUGGAACCAACACUCACGCGUACACCCAUUCUGUGGCGGAAUCGCACCACGUAUUUCUCAACUUGUCCACGUUAAAGUUUUACUGUCUGCCGGAUAACUACGAAAUCAUCGAUUCGUCGCUGGAUGACAUCAAGUACGUGUUGGAUCCGGUGUUUACCUUGCGUGACAUCCGGAGUCUCGAUCGGGAAGAUGUGAAGCAAUCACGUACGGUGGACGGUACCUUUUAUCAUCCCGGUGUGGUCGGGUUGAACAAUAUCAAAGCAAACGAUUACUGUAACGUGAUCCUGCAGGCUCUUUCACACGUAAAACCAAUCCGGGACUUUUUCCUGAUGGAGAAAAACUAUGCCAACAUUAAGCGGCCACCGGGCGAUACGGCUUUUACGCUGGUGCAACGUUUCGGUGAGCUGUUGCGCAAGUUGUGGAACCCGAGAAAUUUUAAGGCACACGUAUCGCCCCACGAGAUGCUGCAGGCGGUCGUGCUGUGGAGUAACAAACAGUUCCAGAUCACGAAGCAAGGUGAUCCGAUUGAGUUUCUUUCAUGGUUUCUGCACAGUUUGCACAAACAGCUGCGUGGCAAUAAGCAACCGGACUCAUCAGUGGUUAAUAGGAGUUUUCUGGGCGAAAUGAAGAUUUACACUCGGAAGCUACCACCGACGGAACUGGACGAUGUUCAGAAGCAGCUACUGCUGGCCACGGAUGAAUACCAGGAAAAGGAGGAAACGUCCACGUUUCUGUAUCUGACGUGUGAUUUGCCCGCGACGCCGCUAUUCAUUGACGAGCUUAGGGAAAACAUUAUCCCGCAGGUGAAUCUGUACCAGCUGCUCGCCAAGUUUAACUCCAUCUCGGAAAAGGAGUACAAAACGUACAAGGACAAUUUUUUGAAACGAUUUGAGAUUACCCGUCUGCCAAAGUAUGUCAUUCUAUACAUUAAGCGUUUUACCAAGAAUACGUUCUUCUUGGAGAAGAAUCCGACCAUCGUGAACUUUCCGGUCAAAAAUGUGGACUUUGGAGACAUCCUAACAGAGGAUAAUAAAAAAGCUCACCGAUACACCAAAUACAAUCUGGUGGCAAAUAUCGUACACGAUGGUGAACCCAACUCUGGCACUUAUCGGUGUCAUAUACUGCAGAAAAGCACUAACCAAUGGUACGAAAUGCAGGACCUUCAUGUGACGAACAUACUCCCACAGAUGAUCACGUUGACUGAGGCCUACAUUCAGAUUUACGAACUGCAGGAGAACGACGAAACCUAA